Bombina bombina (fire-bellied toad) is the source of this 3633-nucleotide messenger RNA. RefSeq names its product alkaline phosphatase. The record is from RefSeq and is a predicted model, not a curated record. The transcript has 12 exons. Gene Ontology annotation, molecular function: alkaline phosphatase activity. NCBI's taxonomy places the organism in Eukaryota, Metazoa, Chordata, Amphibia, Anura, Bombinatoridae. The coding region runs from base 209 to 1792 and encodes 527 amino acids. Gene Ontology annotation, cellular component: plasma membrane. Gene Ontology annotation, biological process: dephosphorylation.
UUUCCUGCUGUGCAUCUUAAUGGGCUGUGUUCUGUUAAAAAGCCACAACCUCACUCAUCUAAGCACUAGCAGACACCCUGAGCCAAUAACUUCAGGCACAGACUCUGGAGGUGACAGCUGCAGAGGAUUCACACCAGAGGGCUGCUAAUCGCAUAUUUGAGCUGUUCUGAAUCUAUGCAGAUAAAACCUCUGAACCCCGGGAAAGAGAAUGUUAAUGAAAUUGUGGACUCUGCUGAUACUGGCUAAUCUUUCAUUGUCAGUAACUAUUCCAGAGAUAGAAAAGGAUCCAAAUUACUGGAGGCGACAGGCACAAGAAACCCUACAAUAUGCACUGAAGUUACAGACCCUAAACACAAAGACUGCAAAGAAUGUCAUUAUGUUCCUGGGCGAUGGUAUGGGUGUCCCAACAGUGACUGCCACCCGGAUCCUAAAGGGGCAAAUGAAUGGAAAACCUGGUGAAGAAACCCAACUAGAAAUGGACAAGUUUCCAUAUGUUGCCCUGUCAAAGACUUAUAACACUGAUGCUCAGGUUCCAGACAGCGCUGGUACAGCCACAGCCUAUCUGUGUGGUGUGAAGGCAAAUGAAGGCACCGUAGGGGUUAAUGCAGCAGCUGUACGGGGUCACUGUAACACCACCAAGGGCAAUGAAGUAGAUUCUAUCCUUAAGUGGGCUAAAAAGGCAGGGAAAUCAGUGGGUGUAGUAACUACGACCAGGGUCAACCACGCAACCCCCAGUGCUGCCUACGCACAUUGUGUAAACAGAGACUGGUAUUCAGACAACGAGAUGCCUGCUGAUGCCCUGGAACAAGGAUGUAAAGACAUUGCCUGGCAACUAGUACACAAUAUUCCAGACAUAGAUGUCAUUAUGGGAGGAGGAAGGAAGUACAUGUACCCCAAAAAUACACCAGACAUAGAAUAUCCGAAAGAUGAAAAGGCUAAUGGCACACGUCUGGAUGGCAUGAACCUGACCAAAAUAUGGCUGGAUCUAAAGCCAAACAAGCAGGCGGCACGUUAUGUAUGGAAUAGAGAGCAGCUGAUGUCUUUGAGUGCACAAGAUGUAGAUUAUCUUCUGGGUCUCUUCGAGCCAGUGGAUCUGGUGUACGAAUUGGACAGAAACAAGACCAUGGACCCAUCCCUACCUGAAAUGGUGGAAAAAGCCAUCCAAAUACUGAAGAAAAAUCCCAACGGAUUCUUUCUACUUGUGGAAGGUGGCAGGAUAGACCAUGGGCACCAUGAAGGCAAGGCAAAACAAGCCUUACAUGAAGCUGUACAGAUGGAUAUUGCCAUCGGUCUUGCAGCAAGUUUGACCAGAGAAGAGGACACCCUGACAGUAGUCACUGCUGAUCAUUCCCAUGUUUUCACUUUUGGAGGUUACACUCACAGGGGAAAUUCUAUAUUUGGUUUAGCUCCAACUUUAAGCGACGUAGACAACAAGCCAUUUACAUCUAUUUUAUAUGGCAAUGGUCCUGGCUACAAACUGGUGGAUGGGUCACGAGAGAAUGUUUCUACUAUUGAUUUCAAUCACCCAAACUACUUGGCACAGUCAGCAGUUCCUCUCCGUAUGGAGACACAUGGCGGGGAAGACGUGGCAGUUUUUGCCAAGGGCCCAAUGGCUCAUCUACUGCAUGGAGUUCAUGAGCAGAAUUAUAUACCUCAUGUCAUGGCAUAUGCAUCAUGUGUUGGGCAGAACAAAGACCACUGUAAAUCAGGGGGUGUCAGUCACAGUUCCAGAGUCUCUUUCACACUGAUGUCUACUCUGUUGUCCAUCCUCUUGGUCAGGCUCUUGUUUUAACUGGAGAAUUUUUUUUUUUUUUUUUUAUAUAUACACUGAAGCCACAGAAGAGCUACCUCCAACCAUACAAGACUUUCAGCUCCUUUGCUUUUAUCAGACUAUUCUUAAAAAUAUAUUUUUUUUAAACUUUGAAUCCUAGUGGAGAUCAAAUAAUUUGUUACAACAACAUGUUGCUGUAAUGCUCCAGAAUUUUCUACAGCACUGGAUUUGUGUGAUAUCAACUUGUUCCUUCUAAUCUGAAUUUCAUUUGAUGACCUGCCUUGUCCAUUGGGGGGGGGGAGGAAGGGAAGGAGGGAGAUGUGUGGCAUACUUGAAAUUCCGGCACUAAUUAACACUUCAUCUAGGUUACAGAUUUAUUUUAUCCAAGGGUUAACAUGAUUCAGUAGAUUUAUUAAACUUUGCAAACCAUAGGUUAAAGCAGUCCUACAAGCAGUACUGAGUAGCAAAGAGAAAGGGAUAUGAAUUCUAGGUAGUAAGAAGUGAUAAGUGAAGAGAGUCUUUAAAAAGGGGAGAACUUUUACAGUACAAUAUCCUUUUAUGUGCUGCAAUAGUCAAUUUUGGGUACUUGUGUGUAUUACAUUACUUAAACACAAAAAAACAAAAACACUACUUUGUGGUUUGAAAUGCUGAUUUUGCCCAUUGAAACCAUCACAUUGAAGAUUGUGAUAUUGCAGUAUUGGCUAUGGAAAAGCUAUGUAAACAAAAAACAAAAAAAGUUUACCACAUUAAAUCAGCCUCCCAGUGGGGGUGGGGGUAACCCAGUCCAUUUGAAAGGGUGUUCCUGGGUGGGUAGGAGAGAAGCAUUAAACGCAAAUUCACAAGUGUAUGCAAACUCAAGUGGAUAAUAUGUCAGUUUAGAGAAAAAAUACCCACAAAAAACGUAUUUAUAAAUCAACAUUGUAAAAAUUGUUAAGUUUAUAGUUUGAAUCUAAAGAUAAACAGAUGUUUUGCCCAAGUUGAAGAUUGAAAAGAUGCAGCUAAUUAUUGAGCACUCAGGUUGUCCAGUAACUACAAGACACAGCUUGCAUCUCAAGGUCAAACUAAAGUUGGGCAUUAACUGGUUUAGAUCUAGUGGUUGACUAUAACAAGUUACAUUUUAGCGGAAUUAUUUGACUGUGAAAGAACGGUAUAAGAACUACAAGAGUAGAUGUAGUGACAUCACAACUCCACCAGCAUAAGCGUGUACAAGUAUAAGUGUGACUGCAGUCAGUUUGGGGGAGAUUUCCAGACAGCACUAAAACUUACUCUAAUUUUAGUGAGCCACUAGUCUGGGUAAUACGGGUACAUGCGUUUUAGUGAAGAAUACAUUAAAACCAAAGCUUCAUUACAGUAUGCUCAUUAAAGGGCCGCUGUACUCAAAUUUUCUGCAAUACACAUUUUAUUUGCCUGAAAAACUAAUUAGUUUAUAUGAAUUCACCAGUUGUACACUUCCUUGUAAUGCUCAUUGGUUGUAUAGAGAGAAGUAAAAGCAGUUUAAAUAGAAACUAAUACAGCAAUAUCAAGUGAACGUGUUUAAAUGCUACUCUUUCACAUGGAUGACAAUUUGAGUACGGUGUCACUAAGAGCAGCUAUGGUGGCACAUUUACCAACUGUCUAGUAGCUACACAGGAACCCUGUGCAAAAUCCGUCCAAUAAACCGGUUUGAUACAAAAUUAUUCUUGGUAAUCCAGUGACUUAUGUCUAGAUUUACAGAACCAGAUGUAAUAUGAAGCAGGAUGCAUGGUCAUAGUUUAAAAUUACCAUGUAUUAUUGCUUAUGAACUGAAAGUUGUUACUUUUCUACAAAAUGUAAAUUUGGAAAAUAGAUUGACAAAAAAUAAAUAUGCCAUCAGUUUUUCUUUA